AUGGGGAUAGACUACUACGGCCUGCUGUCGGUCUCUAAGACCGCGACUGACGACGAGCUGAAGAAGGCGUACCGCAAGCUCGCCAUGAAAUGGCAUCCGGACAAGAACCCCGACAACAAGGACGCAGCGGAGGCCAAGUUCAAGCAAAUAUCAGAAGCAUACGAGGUUCUCAGCGACCCCGAGAAACGCGAGAUCUACGACCAGUACGGAGAAGAGGGUCUUAAAGGAGGCGUGCCUCCUCCCGGCGCAGCAAACGGCGGCGCCCCUGGCGGGGGGUUUCCCGGCGGCUUCCCCGGCGGGCCAGGCGGCGGCGGCGGCGGCGUGCGCUUCCACUCGUUCAAUCCGCGAAACGCGGAGGACAUUUUUGCGGAGUUCUUCGGCGGCGGGUCGAGCCCGUUCGGCGGCGGCGGAAUGGGCGGAAGUUCGUUCAGCGGGUUUGGCGGGCCGGGUAUCCGCGUAACGCAAAUGUCACCCAACGGAUCUCCAAGAAUGGGCGGAAUGGGGGGAAUGGGGGGGAUGGGGGGGAUGGGGGGAAUGGGGGGAAUGGGCGGAAUGCAAUUCCAGGAGAUGUUCGGCGGAGACGAAUCCCCCUUCGCGCGUUCGCCCAUGGGCGGGAGUCCCAGGAGUCCCAGAAAGCCGCCUCCUGUGGAGAACAAGCUUAUGUGCACUCUCGAGGAGCUCUAUACCGGAUCCACACGGAAAAUGAAGAUUUCAAGAAACAUUGCAGACGCCAGCGGGAAAACGCUGCCCGUGGAGGAGGUCCUGACCAUCAAUGUGAAGCCCGGAUGGAAGAGAGGCACCAAGAUCACAUUCACAGAGAAAGGCAACGAGCAACCUGGCAUGCUCGCAGCAGAUCUCACCUUCAUCAUCGAAGAGAAACCCCACGAUAGAACGACAAACCUUAAAGAGCUCCCGGAUUCCGCGCGAGCCGCGGAUCUUAAAGACCUAUUGGCCUCCAAAGGCGGUCCCGCCACCAUUUCCCGCCAACACCUCCUUUUCGAAUCGCGCUUGCUCUCCGACGAUGCCGCGCCGCUCGCGUCCGUAUUCGCGUCGCGACGCGGCGAUCCACGUAAGCAUUCGCUUCCGCUUCGGGACCUGACCGUCCACCAGACUUUUUUUCUGCCCGGAGGUGCGCCGCAGCCCGCGGUUCCACGCCCGAAGCUCAACUUCAAUCAACGCCCGCCUCCUAACUAUGUCGCCGGUCUGGGUCGCGGUGCGACGGGUUUCACCACGCGGUCCGAUAUCGGUCCCGCGCGGGCGGCGCCAGACAUGCCGGACCGCAACGCGGCGCCGUUGGGCCGCGGGAGAGGCGCGGGAGGGGGAGCGGGGGGAGCGGAGGAGGAGGAGGAGGAGGAAGAGGAAGAGGAGACGGGGAAGGAGAAGAAAGAGGUCAAAUACGACGAGCAUCAGAAAUUCGACGAGUUCGAAGGGAACGAUAUGGGACUGUUCGCGACGGGGGAGUAUGACGAGGAUGAUAAAGACGCGGACGCGAUUUGGGAUAGCGUCGACGAGCGCAUGGACGAUCGGCGGCGCGACCGGCGCGACGCGCGGCUGAAGGAGGAGAUCGAGAAGUACCGCGCCUCGAACCCGAAAAUCACGGAGCAAUUUGCGGAUCUGAAGCGUGGGCUGGGCCAGAUGUCGACCACUGAUUGGGACAGCAUUCCGGAAAUUGGGGACUACAGUUUGCGAAACAAAAAGAAACGGUUUGAGAGCUUUGUGCCCGUACCGGAUACGCUCUUAGAGAAGGCGCGGCAGGAGAAGGAACACGUGUCGGCCCUAGACCCGAAGGGGAAAGGGGCGGUUUUGGGCGGCACUGAAACGCCUUUCGCAUCUCAAACGCCCGUGACAGAUCUGACGGCUGUGGGCGAGGGACGCGGUACAGUGCUGAGCCUGAAACUCGAUCGGCUGUCUGACAGUGUAACGGGGCAGACUGUAGUGGAUCCUAAGGGGUACUUAACGGAUCUUAAAUCCAUGCGGAUUACGUCCGACGCGGAGAUUUCGGAUAUUAAAAAGGCGCGCCUGCUGCUGAAAUCGGUGAUCCAGACGAAUCCGAAGCACGCUCCUGGGUGGAUAGCAGCAGCGCGGCUGGAGGAACUUGCUGGGAAGCUUCAGGCCGCGAGGGGGUUUAUUCAAAGGGGGUGCCAGGAGUGUCCUAAAAACGAGGACGUUUGGUUGGAGGCGUGUCGCCUUUCCUCUCCUGACGCGGCUCGAGCCGUGAUCGCGCGGGGGGUGAAGGAGAUCCCGACAUCUGUCAAGCUCUGGAUGCACGCCGCCCGGCUGGAAAAGGAUGACGUGGCGAAAUCCCGCGUUUUAAGGAAGGCUCUAGAGCACGUACCGGAUUCAGUGCGUCUGUGGAAAGCGGUGGUGGAGCUAGCUAAGGAGGACGACGCGAGGAUUCUUUUGUCCCGGGCAGUUGAGUGCUGCCCGUUACACGUGGAGCUCUGGCUAGCCCUGGCCCGUCUAGAGGUUUACGAAAACGCUAAGAGGGUUCUGAAUAAGGCUAGGGAGGCUUUACCGACUGAACCGGCUAUCUGGAUUGCUGCUGCUAAGUUGGAAGAAGCGAAUGAUAAUGAAGGGAUGGUGGGGAAGAUUAUAGAGAGGGCGAUUCGCGGGUUGCAGAGAGAAGGGGUGGUGAUUGAUAGGGAAGCGUGGAUGAGGGAGGCUGAAGCAGCGGAAAGGGCAGGGUCGGUUGCCACGUGUCGCGCUAUCAUUCGCUCGACGGUCGGUAUGGGGGUGGAGGAGGAGGAUCGGAAACGAACCUGGGUGGCAGACGCGGAGGAGUGUAUCAAAAGAGGUUCGGUGGAGACGGCUCGGGCGAUUUUCGCGCACGUGCUGACCGUUUUUCCGGGCAAGAAGUCGGUGUGGCGGCGGGCAGCCCAGCUGGAAAAAACGCACGGGACUCGCGAGUCAUUGGACGCGCUGCUCCGCCGGGCAGUCACGUACUGCCCGCAGGCCGAAGUUUUAUGGCUCAUGGGGGCAAAGGAAAAGUGGCUAGCAGGAGACGUGCCGGGGGCGCGAGCUAUCCUAGAAGAGGCCUACGCUGCCAUUCCGGAUUCUGAGGAGAUCUGGCUUGCUGCUUUCAAACUGGAAUUUGAAAACAGGGAGCCAGAGCGAGCGAGGAGGCUUCUUGCUAAGGCGAGAGAGAUGGGGGGAACGGAGAGAGUUUGGAUGAAAUCGGCUAUCUUAGAGAGAGAGGUUGGGGAUGUGGAGGAGGAAAAGUUUCUGUUAGAGUCGGGGUUGCGGCUCUUUCCCGGGUUUCACAAGCUCUGGCUCAUGCUCGGGCAGCUGGAGGCUCGGCAGGGCCGGACCGGGGCUGCCCGGGAAAUUUUCCAGCGCGGGCUGAAAAACUGCCCGGGAAGUAUUUUCCUCUGGCUGUGCGCUGCGAAGCUGGAGGAGGAUCUAGGUGCGGUGAGCAAGGCUCGGGCGAUUCUGGAGCAGGCUCGGCACAAGAACCCGCAGACGCCGGACCUCUGGCUGGCUGCGGUUCGGACGGAGGCUCGGGCCGGGAACAAGAAGGCCGCCGAAGCUACCUUAGCCAAGGCUCUCCAAGAGUGUCCCAGCAACGGGAGGCUAUGGGCAGAAGCGAUCGAAAUGGCGCCGCGGCCGCAGCGAAAGUCCCGCAGCGUGGACGCUCUGAAAAAGUGCGACCAUGACGCUUAUGUUGUUGCUGCGGUGGCCCGGCUCUUCUGGGCGGAUCGGAAGGUCGACAAGGCUCGGAACUGGUUCGGCCGGGCCGUGACGCUAGCUCCGGAAGUGGGGGAUUUCUGGGCGCAGCUGUGGAGGUUUGAGAAGGCGCAUGGGAGCGAGGAGCAGAGGGGGGAGGUGGUGAGGAGGUGUGUUGCUGCUGAGCCGAGGUAUGGAGAGGCGUGGACGAAAGUAGCUAAGGCGGUGGAAAAUGCUCAUCUGUCGACCGAGGCUCUGCUGAAAAAAGUUGUGUUGGCGAUGGAUAGGGAGGAGGCGGCUAAGACAGCUUCUGGUGCUUCAUCUGUCAGCGCUGCUUCUGGUGCCUCUGCUCCCGCUGCUGCUAACGGUACUCCUGCAUGUGCGAAUGGGUCUGCUUCUGCUGCUGCACCAAUGGCAAUGGAUAACUAG
Closterium sp. Naga37s-1 is the source of this 4092-nucleotide messenger RNA. The record is from the annotation of a GenBank genome assembly. NCBI's taxonomy places the organism in Eukaryota, Viridiplantae, Streptophyta, Zygnematophyceae, Desmidiales, Closteriaceae.